UCAGUUUAUUGGCCAGCGCUGCUAGGCCGCUAUCGAGCAGGGUCCGAGGGCUGUCUCAGAAGGCUGGGCAGACAUGGCGUCCUAUUUCGAUGAACACGACUGCGAGCCGUCGGACCCUGAGCAGGAGACGCGAACCAACAUGCUGCUGGAGCUCGCAAGGUCGCUUUUCAAUAGGAUGGACUUUGAAGACUUGGGGUUGGUAGUAGAUUGGGACCACCACCUGCCUCCACCAGCUGCCAAGACUGUGGUUGAGAACCUCCCCAGGACAGUCAUCAGAGGCUCUCAGGCUGCUCUCACCCUGCCCUGGGCCCAGUACUCAAGCUUCUUUCUGUUCAUGGACUGCUGGGGGAUGGAAGAAGAGUGGCAGUUGGGAGCAGGGGAGGGUGGUUAUCAGCUUAUGAAGAUCAGACCAAGGCUAGAACACUACUCUACUUUUCUCAGACAAAUUCCUGUCCCUUGUGCCGCCAUGAGCUGCCCACUGAUGACGACACUUACGAGGAGCAUAGACGAGAUAAGGCUCGAAAACAGCAGCAGCAACACCGACUGGAGAACCUCCAUGGAGCCAUGUACACGUGAGGAGGUUGGGGCUGAGUGCUGGCCCUUUGCGUCUUCCUUAUUAACCUUGAAUCCUCAUUAAAGGUUUCUUUAUCCA
Molecule: messenger RNA, 652 nt
Organism: Symphalangus syndactylus (siamang)
Lineage: Eukaryota; Metazoa; Chordata; Mammalia; Primates; Hylobatidae
Gene: RNF181
Product: ring finger protein 181
Biological process (GO): protein ubiquitination
Cellular component (GO): cytoplasm
Molecular function (GO): ubiquitin protein ligase activity
Source: RefSeq, a predicted model, not a curated record